AUGCGUGAGCUGGAAAUCAUGGGUGGGAAAACCCUUUCACCUUCGGGCAUCACUGGCUGUGUCUGUGACCGGGCGGCCGUGUUCUGCUCUCUUUCAGGAUCUAGAUUUCUCAUCACGUCCACGGGAGCCUUGUAUAUCAAAGAUGUGCAGAACGAAGACGGGCUGUAUAACUACCGCUGUGUCACGCAGCACACGUACACGGGAGAGACCCGGCAGAGCAACAGUGCCAGACUUUUUGUAUCAGACCCGGCGAACUCAGCCCCGUCCAUCCUGGAUGGGUUUGAUCAUCGCAAAGCCAUGGCGGGGCAGCGGGUGGAGCUCCCUUGCAAAGCUCUGGGGCACCCGGAGCCAGACUACCGCUGGCUGAAGGACAACAUGCCCCUGGAACUUUCCGGGAGGCUCCAGAAAACUGUGACGGGGCUGCUCAUUGAGAAUGCACGGCCUUCCGACUCCGGCAGCUACGUGUGUGAGGUGUCCAACCGAUAUGGGACUGCCAAGGUGAUCGGGCAGCUGCACGUGAGACAGCCCCUGAAGGCGACCAUCAGUCCCAGGAAGGUGAAGAGCAGCGUGGGCAGCCAGGUGUCCUUGUCCUGCAGUGUGACAGGAAGCAGCGACCAGCAGCUGUCCUGGUACCGGAACGGCGAGAUCCUCAACCCUGGCAAGAACGUGAGGGUCACAGGUCUCAGCCAUGAAAACCUCAUCAUGGAUCACAUGGUCAAGAGUGACGGGGGUGCCUACCAGUGCUUCGUGCGCCAGGACAAGCAGUCCGCGCAGGACCACGUGCAAGUGAUCCUGGAAGAUGGGACUCCCAAAAUCAUCUCUGCCUUCAGCGAGAAGGUGGUGAGCCCAGCGGAGCCCGUGUCCCUCAUGUGCAACGUUAAGGGGACACCCUUGCCCACCAUCACCUGGACUCUGGACGACGAGCCCAUCCUCAAGGGCGGCGGCCACCGCGUCAGCCAGAUGAUCACGUCGGAAGGGAACGUGGUCAGCUACUUGAACAUCUCCAGCUCGCAGGUGCGGGACGGGGGCGUGUACCGCUGCAGUGCCAACAACUCAGCCGGAGUCGUCCUGUACCAGGCUCGAAUAAACGUAAGAGGGCCUGCAAGCAUCCGGCCGAUGAAAAACAUCACAGCGAUUGCAGGGCGGGACACGUACAUUCACUGCCGGGUCAUCGGCUACCCUUACUACUCCAUCAAAUGGUACAAGAACUCCAACCUGCUCCCUUUCAACCACCGCCAAGUGGCGUUCGAGAACAAUGGGACCCUCAAGCUGUCGGACGUGCAGAAGGAAGUGGACGAGGGGGAGUACACCUGCAACGUGCUGGUGCAGCCGCAGCUCUCCACCAGCCAGAGCGUCCACGUGACCGUCAAAGUCCCGCCCUUCAUCCAGCCCUUCGAGUUCCCACGCUUCUCCAUCGGCCAGCGGGUCUUCAUCCCCUGCGUGGUGGUCUCGGGGGACCUGCCCAUCACCAUCACCUGGCAGAAGGACGGGCGGCCCAUCCCCGCCAGCCUGGGCGUCACCAUCGACAACAUCGACUUCACCAGCUCCCUGCGCAUCUCCAACCUUUCCCUCGUGCACAACGGCAACUACACCUGCAUCGCGCGCAACGAGGCGGCGGCCGUGGAGCACCAGAGCCAGCUCAUCGUCAGAGUUCCUCCCAAGUUUGUGGUCCAGCCGCGGGACCAGGACGGGAUCUACGGCAAGGCUGUCAUCCUCAAUUGCUCCGCUGAGGGCUAUCCUGUGCCUACUAUCGUGUGGAAGUUCUCCAAAGGGGCCGGGGUUCCCCAGUUCCAGCCCAUUGCCCUGAAUGGCCGGAUCCAGGUGCUCAGCAACGGCUCUCUGCUGAUCAAGCAUGUGGUGGAGGAAGAUAGCGGUUACUAUCUGUGCAAGGUCAGCAACGAUGUGGGCGCCGACGUCAGCAAGUCCAUGUACCUCACGGUUAAAAUUCCCGCCAUGAUAACGUCCUACCCCAACACCACGCUGGCCACUCAAGGCCAGAAGAAGGAGAUGAGCUGCACGGCCCAUGGGGAGAAGCCCAUCAUCGUGCGCUGGGAGAAGGAGGACCGGAUCAUCAACCCCGAGAUGGCCCGCUACCACGUGACCACCAAGGAGGUGGGCGAGGAGGUCAUCUCCACGCUGCAGGCCCUUACCAAGAGCAGAGAGUUUAGAGACAAGGUGGGGAACCCCACCGUGAUCAAAAGUGGAGGCUUUCUGUGA
Messenger RNA from Erinaceus europaeus (western European hedgehog), 2217 nucleotides. RefSeq names its product cell adhesion molecule DSCAM-like. Lineage: Eukaryota; Metazoa; Chordata; Mammalia; Eulipotyphla; Erinaceidae. Gene Ontology annotation, biological process: axon guidance; dendrite self-avoidance; homophilic cell-cell adhesion. Gene Ontology annotation, molecular function: cell-cell adhesion mediator activity. The coding region runs from base 1 to 2217 and encodes 738 amino acids. The record is from RefSeq and is a predicted model, not a curated record. The transcript is spliced from 10 exons. Gene Ontology annotation, cellular component: axon; plasma membrane.